AUGGCGACUUCACUUGCUGCGCAGUUGGCGCAAGUGGCCGCAAAUUCAAAAUCCACUCUCAAUGUCAAGGCUCAAAAGGCAGCGCACUCUAAGUCGCUGAUCUGGGAGCCCAAGAUUGCUGCUACGCAGAGCCUCCAAACACUCUAUGCGACUUGUUUCCAGGGCUUCGAGGAUCUUUGCCAAUUGGAUGCCAGAUUCGUGCCCUUCCAAGCCACCAUUUUCAGCGAAGAGAGCCAAGACCAGGACAGAACGCAACUGAGCACUUCCGAAAAUGCUGAGCUCAACCGCCAGGUUGAAGCCUUUCUGCGUCUUGUCAGUGGCCGCCUCCGGCUAAUGCCAGCAAUCAAAGCUGUUGAGUGGCUCAUUCGACGAUUCAGAAUCCACGAGGAAAACACCGUCUCACUGGUUCUCGCAUUUUUACCCUACCACACCAUUUCUGCAUUCGCUACACUGCUCUCGAUACUGCCACGCAUAGCUCCACAGGAACUGCGGUUCCUCGAUCCGUACAUUCGAUCUCUCACAGCGCCACCCAGAUCUAUGCUCGUGCAUCAGGCCAUCAACCACCCCGAGUUCUUAUCGCUGGUUUCCGAGUACACGCUCGAAUCAUGCCGAAAGCAAUACCACCACCCUGCCCUGGUCACCUUUUGGGCAGGACUCAUGACUGAAUCUAUUAACGGUCUGCUCGACAAGACGAAAUCUGGACGCGCUGCAGUCCAAGCUGAAAACACACAGGCCUUGCUGCACAGGCUUGGUCCCAUUUUUGCUGAGUCGCUCAUGAUGAAGUCAGUGCCUAGCCUCCAAAUUGCGUCGUACAUGGCCAUGACUGUGUUCGUGUCCAAGGGAAGCCUUGAGGAUGCCGCUGUCACUGCAUUCAUGCAGCAGACGGUGCUUGGAUGGUCAUCCGAGACGAUCCGGCCUGGUCUGGUCUGCUUGACCAUCAUGGCACAGUUUAGAUCCGCCAAGCAGAUGAAUGGCAAGGUUACAAAGGCACUCAUGAAGGUCCCCGAUGUUGGAGCUCUCCUCGUUGAAAUUGGCCAGGAACGGCGUGUUGAUAAGCUUGCCAAUGGUCUCUGCUUGGCACUAAUCGAGCGCCUGACCAAAAAGGGCGAUUCUCGUGGCCUUGCGACUAUCAUGUCCAUCUUGAGCGGCGAAAUUCUUAAGGAGAAGCAAACUGCUGUCAUCUUCAAGUCGCUCUUACUCACAGCUCUCAAACUCAACAGCGACAACGAUGAGGACGGGUCUCUUAGAAGGGAGCUCGGCUCUGUGUUGAUUGCUCUCUCUCAAAUAUCGGGUAAGGCUGGCGACAUUGUCCAGUCCGUCAUUGAAGAAGUCGAAUUUGAUAUCGAGGAGCUUGAAAUGAAGCUUGACUUGUCCUUCAGAUCUCGCCGAGUCCCCGAAACGACCGAAGAGGUCACGGAGUCGAAUGCUGCGACUCUGGCCGAAACCCGAGACGAUAUCACCAAGGCUAUUGAUGACCUCAACUCACGCUCUGAGGUUCUGUCAAUCUGCCUCGUACCUCAGCCAAGCGAAGUGUUCGACGAAUUUAGCCACCUUUUCUUUUCCAUUGUUUCUGAACAUUCGAAGGAUGCAGCCCUGCUGGCUCAGUUUGAGGAGAGCCCUAAGCUGCGCCGGCAAACAGCCCUCAAGGACUGCGGUUUCUACAGCUUCUUCAUGCGUAUUUGGUCCGGCCCCUAUCCUGCCCUUGCCCGCAUGGCAGCCCUCGAUGUGGUGAAGAACAACGUGAAGGCCAGUGAGGAUCCCAAGGUUGACUUGCAGCACCUGAUUCCUUACUGCGUUACUGCACUUUCCGACCCUUCCAAGCGGGUUCGACGUUCUGCCGCAGAUCUUAUCGUCAUUCUCUCAAGCAGACACACGCUGAAAUCCAGCUUCAAGUCAGUUUGGGGCGCCAGCACGCUAUAUGGGAAGUCUAAAGAUACCAAACCUCUGAAUUCUGAAGUUACCAUGCGAAUGCUGCAUCUUCAGCUGCUGCCGACUGUCGAAGAAUGCGUGAUGGACCCGAACCACAUCGCUGUCGUGAUGAAGGCUGCCAUCGAGCAAGGCACGUACCAUAGCAAGCCUAUGCCCAUGGAUAAGAAAGACCACAUGGCCUCCUCUGGCAGACUCGCGCUGCUUUCAUUCUUCUCCGAGCAUGCUGUUGCGACUCCGAUACUUCUUGUAAAGGAAAGGCUGCUGAAGGUCCUGAAUGAGGUGAAGAGUGUGAGUGGCACUAACCGGACGCAGUCGCUGUUACCUGCGCUCCAGUGGUGGACUGCUCUUAGCGACAAGGAAAUCGUGGACAUGUGUCAUGCGGAGCACAUUCAGAGAACCGAAGUAGAUGCCCGAUUCGUGGAUAUUGUUGUCCCAAAUGAUGCAGCUGGUCUUGAAUUCUUCAUCGAGACUUUGACCAGCACCGAAGUCAACGAGAAGCCCGAUCUUGUCCAGGCUAUCUUUGCUCGUAUCCGGAAAAUGUGGCCGCUGAUGAAGGACGAGUCAAAGUUUACUGUAGCGGAGCAAUUUCUAGAGCUCUCGCAGCAGUCUGGAGAUGAUGACGCCUCCCCUGUCGUGGCAACAGAGGCCUCCGAUCUCCUCAGAACCGUCCCACUCACCACCGAUAUUCUUUCGCACUUCCUGGACUCCAUCCAAACUGGUACCAAGAUGAUCACAGAGCCGCCACCCAACAAAAGACGUCGCACGAGUUCCACUGAUGGCAACCGUGAGCUUAUUAUGCAGGUGACUCCUGAGCUGAGCAAGGCUCUGCGCAAAGUCACUUUUGUGUUGCAAUUAGUGGACAACUCUGAGCCUGUGAAUCAUCCUGAGCUGCUCGAUGGUCUGUUCACUGCUCUCUCUGAGCUACAGCACUUUAGAACUGUAGUUGGCUCAGAGCUUGGCUACCUACAAAAUCUCAUUUUGCGCAGUCUGUUGGCAAUGAUGCCUGCCUACAAAGCGAACAAGGAUCUCGGCAUCGACAGCUCUGGUGGCUACGGCGACUUGCUGGUUAACUGCAUUCAAAAGUCCUCUAGCCCUGUUGUUCAGAAUUCCGCCCUGCUCCUCAUUGCAAAUCUGGCAACCACGGCUCCCAGCUUGGUCUUGCACAGUGUUAUGCCCAUCUUCACCUUCAUGGGCGCUUCCGUUCUGCGACAAAACGACGACUACUCUGCACACGUUGUGUCUCAAACUAUCAAGGAAGUUGUACCCCCUCUCAUUGCCAGCCUUCGCAAGGGCCAAAAGAACCCUCUUGCCGGUGCUGUCGAUAUUCUGGUCAGCUUCACGACUGCCUAUGAGCAUGUUCCAUCUCACAGAAGGCCGAAUUUAUUCCUGGCUCUUGUGCAAACUCUUGGCCCCAAAGACUUCUUGUUUGCUGUCAUCAGCAUGCUCGUGAACCGCUACGACGCAAGCGACGACUUGUUACAGUUCAGCGCAGAACUUCUCGAAAACUUCAGCAUCGAAAUCCAGCUCGAGACACUAGUCAAGCUUCUCGGUCUCACUGCUGACCUCUUCAAGGCGAAGCCAGGCCUCUCCGCUACUCUUCUUGGAGCAGGCGAAGACGGCGGGAUCAAAGACGUCAACAAGGUUGCUCUCCGCCAACUGACAGCCUUCCCCAGUCUCUUGUCAAGCAAGGCUCUUGUGUCGCAGGUUGCCAAACUCGAAGACCGCGAUGAUAUGGAGGCUGCUGAAAUCCGCUCCAUGUAUGCUACAUUACUGGAGAAUAUUUUGCUACUGUCGGAUACUGUCAAGGCCAACAAGCUCCUUCGCACCCGUUGUGGAACUGCGCUCGCCAACCUGCUCAAUCUCCUUUCUAUCGGCGAGUUCAUCAAGGCUGUUGAGAACCUUUUGGAUAGGCCGGACUUGACCCUGCGACACAAGGUGCUCAAGGCUCUUGAGGCUCGCGUUGAGUCCGAGAGCAACAAUGACGCUAACGCAAGAAUCGCGCUUCUGACGUUUCUGCCUCAGCUCACUGCAGCCAUUCGCGAAUCCCAAGAUAUCCGCUACAAGCACACUGCCGUUACAUGUGUGGAUAAGAUUGCAGAAAAGUAUGGCAAAAAAGAUAUCGAGGCCGUCGUUGCUGCAGCAUCUACAAUUGCUGGAGAGCACUGUCUGGGACAAAAUGAGAAGCUUCUGCGUACUAUGGCGCUACUCUGUCUGACUUCGUUGGUGGAUGUCUUGCAGGACGCCAUCGUACCAGUGCUGCCUCUUGCUGUGCCAAACGCCAUCACCUAUCUCGAGCAGAGUCUGGAUGUGGAUUCAGCGGAUGAAGAGCUGCAUUCGGCCAGCUACGGUUUCCUGGCCUCGCUUGCAGAGCAUCUUCCUUACAUGUUGUCCACAUACAUGGACGACAUUCUGCGGGUUUCGAACGCCUCGGCUACCGCUGAUUUGGAGGCUGAAACCAAUGGUAAUCGCGUGCUUUGCCUCGAGGUUCUUGCCAAGAAGAUGGAUGCUAAGGAGAUGCUCACGAGCUUGGAUCGCAAUUGGGAAUCUGCCCUGUCGGCGGGUCCUCUGGCCUUAUCUGAAUUCAUCAACAUCCUCGGCUUGACUACUGAAAGCCACUCCAAGAGUGUAGUUGCCAAGAACACUGCUAUCAUCUCUGGCCUCUUCUUGAAGGCGUUUGAUCUACGACGACGCAUCCUUUCGGCCGGUGAAGGUGGGGAGAAGGUACUGCGGCAAAUAUCGGAGCUGGAAGCUGCCGUGUACGAAAAGGCCAUGAAGAUGAUUUACAAGCUGAACGACGCAGCAUUCCGCCCCAUUUUCCAGCAGAUUGUCGAGUGGCCUGGCUCCAACGUCCCGAAGUCGGACAGCACCGGACGCGCCUUGCAGCAGCUUGCCGUGUACGGGUUCCUGCAUACCUUUUUCGACAACCUCAAAUCGAUUGUGACCAAUUAUGCUACGUAUGUGCUGGACGAUGCAGUUCAGAUCCUCGGCAAGAUCCAGCCACAGGCGAAUGCUGAGAGCCGAGACUUGUGGAAACGCGUGCUUGGCACGCUGAGCAAGUGCUUCGAGCACGACCAGGAUGACUUUUGGCAGGCGCCGGCACACUUUGGAGCGAUUGCGCCCGUGCUGCUGCAACACUUCUUGCUGGCCCCACAGAUCGACAUUGAAGCAGAUUUGAUCCCUGCGACCGUCGAGCUGGCAGCCGCGGCUGAUUCGCAGACGCAUCAGAAGGAACUCAACUCGUCUCUGCUGCAGCACCUGCGCUCCGAACAGACGGCCGUGCGACUGGCGGCUGUCAAGUGCGAGCAGGCGCUGACGGACAGAUUGGGCGAGGAGUGGCUCUCGAUGCUGCAUGAGAUGCUGCCGAGAAUCAGCGAGCUUCAGGAGGAUGACGACGAAGUUGUGGAGAGAGAGACACAUAGAUGGAUUGUCAAGAUUGAGGGCGUACUUGGCGAGAGCCUGGACGCCAUGCUGCAGUAA
Messenger RNA from Akanthomyces muscarius, 5406 nucleotides. RefSeq lists its product as uncharacterized. Bases 1 to 5406 code for a protein of 1801 amino acids. NCBI's taxonomy places the organism in Eukaryota, Fungi, Ascomycota, Sordariomycetes, Hypocreales, Cordycipitaceae. The record is from RefSeq and is a predicted model, not a curated record. Gene Ontology annotation, biological process: positive regulation of transcription by RNA polymerase I; maturation of SSU-rRNA from tricistronic rRNA transcript (SSU-rRNA, 5.8S rRNA, LSU-rRNA). The transcript is spliced from 3 exons. Gene Ontology annotation, molecular function: snoRNA binding. Gene Ontology annotation, cellular component: t-UTP complex; small-subunit processome; 90S preribosome.